CAAAAAAAUUAUCGUAUUAAUUACACAAAAUUAAGGGAAAAAUGGGUUUUAGAAUUUAUUCAAUGAUCUCAAACACAAAACAAAUCCUUAAACUAAAUUAUUCAUCCAUAAAUAGAAACCAUGAGAAAUAUGUUCCAAAAGGGCACGUUGCUGUGUACGUUGGAGAAUAUGAUAAUAAUGAAAAGAUAAAGAGAUAUGUUGUGCCUUUGUCUUUCAUAAAUCAUCCUUCAUUCCAAGAUUUGCUUAAUCAAGCUGAAGAAAAGUUUGGGUAUAAUCAUCCUAUGGGUGGUCUUACUAUUCCAUGUAGUGAGAAAAUCUUCAAUGAUCUUACCACAAGAUUGAAUCAUGAUCUUUAGCAAGUCAAGUAAAUGUUGAAAUUGUAUGAUAUGUUAUAUAUUUUAUUAUCAGAUUUUGUAUUAUCUUUAGUUGAUGCAAAAUUAAUCUUUGUUUUUUAAUUUUUAGUUUUUCAUUUUUUAGCUUAUCGGUUAUUUAUGUUACGCUAUGGAAUUAUAAGCGUAACAAGAAAUUUUAUAUUGGUGUGUGUAUAUUUUUUACCAUCCCAAUUGUUAUUGGGUUGAUUUAUUGAUUAUUAUUAAUCAAUGUAUACUACUUUCUCUUUCUUGAAUUACUUUUUUG
Amaranthus tricolor (Joseph's coat) is the source of this 636-nucleotide messenger RNA. RefSeq names its product auxin-induced protein 15A-like. The coding region runs from base 42 to 356 and encodes 104 amino acids. The record is from RefSeq and is a predicted model, not a curated record. Gene Ontology annotation, biological process: response to auxin. The transcript has a single exon. Lineage: Eukaryota; Viridiplantae; Streptophyta; Magnoliopsida; Caryophyllales; Amaranthaceae.